AUGGCAAGGGAUAUGGAAGUGGAGAAGGUCCUGCAGCUUAUUCCGCCGGCACAAUCAGAAGCUACAACAGCCGCCGCUGCUGCUGCUACUAGUCCAGCAGCUGAUCAAGCAAUGCUGAUAAGCAAAGGCACCACAUUUAUCAGAACUUGCUUCAAUGCAAUCAAUUCCAUAUCUGGUGUAGGGAUCCUGUCAAUGCCAUUUGCACUCUCCCAGGGAGGAUGCUUGAGCCUGGCACUCCUUUUCUUGGUAGCAAUCCUCAGCCUGUACACAGGUUUGCUCGUGCAACGUUGUAUGGAAGGCGACCUGCUAGUCAAGACAUACCCUGACAUCGGGGAGCGAGCCUUUGGAGCAAAAGGCAGAGUUACGGUUUCAAUUUACCUCUACCUGACGCUCUACUUGCUGGCGGUGGAGUUUCUGAUACUGGAAGGGGACAAUUUGAACAAGCUGUUCCGAACAAGCUUGGGAGUUUUGGCCUAUGUCUCCAUUGGCGGGGUCGUGGCUUCUUUUGCACUGGCUGGCUGUGUUUCGUGGGUCGGGGCGGUCGACGGAGUCGGGUUCGGCGAGAGCGCUGGUCGUCUUCUGAGGUUGGGGACGUUGCCUAAUGCUGUCGGAUUGUUCACAUUUGGGUUUAGUGCACACUCUGUUUUCCCCACGCUCUGCAACUCCAUGAGGGAUAGAACUCAAUUCUCCAAGGUCUUGCUAAUUGGCUUCCUGGUAACCUCACUCACCUACGGAUGGACAGCAGUUGUUGGAUACCUCAUGUAUGGAGACCACACAAAGUCUCCAAUAACCCUAAACCUUCCCGUUGGGAGAAUCAGUUCCAAGAUCGCAAUUUACACCACUCUGGUGAACCCUGUGACCAAAUAUGCAAUAGUCAUCACUCCAAUUGCAAAUGCCAUCGAAGAGAGAUACAUCUUUUCCACCAACUACAGUCAACUUCUUAGCAUUCUGAUGAGAACCCUAAUCUUGGUCAGCACCGUCGUCGUUGCACUAACUGUUCCUUUCUUCGGCUAUAUCAUGGCAUUCAUGGGCUCAACGUUAAGCGUGAUGGGGACGAUGUUGCUGCCUUGCUUGUGCUACAUUAGGAUUAAGGAGUUGGGAAGAAGAUUAGGGUUGGAGUUUAUUGUGAUUGUGGGGAUCUUGAUCUUUGGUGUUGUUGUUGGCGUGGUGGGGACUUAUACUUCGGUGAGACAAAUUGCUAAACAUUUGUGA
Molecule: messenger RNA, 1212 nt
Organism: Linum tenue
Lineage: Eukaryota; Viridiplantae; Streptophyta; Magnoliopsida; Malpighiales; Linaceae
Source: the annotation of a GenBank genome assembly